Messenger RNA from Aethina tumida (small hive beetle), 1435 nucleotides. It is a transcript of the gene Y-f, whose product is annotated as L-dopachrome tautomerase yellow-f2. The record is from RefSeq and is a predicted model, not a curated record. The transcript has 6 exons. Bases 64 to 1365 code for a protein of 433 amino acids. NCBI's taxonomy places the organism in Eukaryota, Metazoa, Arthropoda, Insecta, Coleoptera, Nitidulidae. Gene Ontology annotation, cellular component: extracellular region.
AAACUGAUUUCUUCAUAUUAAACCUCACAGUUCGGUAAAAGAUUCUUCGAUGAAUGCAAGAAAAUGACAUUCAAAAUGUGGAAUCUUUUGUGUGUGUUGUUUGGCGUGUUUUUAACGGUACUUGGCAAAGGACUAAAGGAAGAGUUCACAUGGACCAGGUUAAGUUAUGUAUGGCCUGUAAAAACAAGAGGAAAUUUUUAUCAAAAUUCCGAUUUUCUAUUUCCCGGAGACAUUUCCAAAGGUAGUAACGAAGAAGAAAUACCCGCCAGUCUGAAUUAUCAAUAUGAGAAUAACAUUCCAAUGGGGGCGAACGUGUGGAAGGAUCGAUUGUUUAUCACAGUCCCCCGAAGAAGAUUGGGCGUUCCAUCCACAUUGAACUAUGUAAGCCUAAACAGCAAAAACAAACACAAUGUGCCAUUAACACCGUAUCCAGAUUGGAAAACCAACCUGUAUCCAGCGGAAAAUUACGACAAUAAUUUUGUAUCAGUAUACAGAGUGGCUGUUGAUCCAUGUGAUCGACUGUGGUUUGUAGAUACAGGCUUGAUAGAAUUACCCGGCAACGCCACAAGGAUCAAACCCAUGACGCUGUACGUCAUUAAUCUUAUUAACGAUGAAAUCAUACACAGGCAUGUGUUUCCUGAAAGUAGUAUUGCAGCAGCUACCAAUUUGGCCAGUGUAACCGUUGAUGUUACUAAAGAACAAUGCCAUGAUGCCUAUGCUUACAUGCCUGACCUUGCAGGAUAUGGAUUAACUGUGUUUAGUUUGAGGAAAAAUAAAUCCUGGAGAGUGAACCACAACUACUUCUUCUUGGAACCACUAGCUGGGGAGUUCUUUAUAUCUGGUCAUCGUUUCCAAUGGAACGAUGGAGUUUUUAGUGUGGAACUUACUGAAUUAAAAAAUGGUUACAGGGACAUGUAUUUUCACUCAAUGGCCGGUCAUAAUAUGUACAAAGUGUCGACCAGAUUUUUAAGAAACGAAGCACUUGCCACUCGUUCUUACAAGGAAAACGACUUCAAGUUGGUAGGAAACCGUGGAGAAAAUUCGCAAACAUCUUCAGCAGAUAUUCACAUGGACUCGGGAAUUAUGUUUCUGGGUUUGGUUAAUCAGAACGCUCUCGCAUGUUGGAACACAGCAACUAGUCUUCAUGACAUCUCCUUGGUACAAAAGGAUGAUCGCAAAAUGAUUUACCCUUGUGAUGUUAAAGUUUACAAAGAUAAAGUGUAUAUGUUAACGAACACUAUGCCAGAAUUUUUGUACGGACAAUUAGAUUAUAAUGAGGUUAACUUCAGGAUUUGGUCGAAUUAUGUUGACGAGGCCGUAAAAGGCACAAAGUGUAAUCCACAAGGUGGCAGAGGAAGAUACUAAAAUAUAAUUUUAAUUUUAUUAAUGACUUGAACCAAUAACUAUUUUAUUACAAUAAAUUUUUACAGUUAGA